Molecule: messenger RNA, 354 nt
Organism: Penicillium paradoxum
Lineage: Eukaryota; Fungi; Ascomycota; Eurotiomycetes; Eurotiales; Aspergillaceae
Product: mitochondrial 37S ribosomal protein uS14m
Exons: 3
Coding region: 1-354 (117 amino acids)
Biological process (GO): translation
Cellular component (GO): mitochondrial small ribosomal subunit; ribosome
Molecular function (GO): structural constituent of ribosome
Source: RefSeq, a predicted model, not a curated record
AUGACGAAGAUGGCAGGGCUAUUCCGCCCUAAGAAGCUUGAUCUCUCUGGAUUCGUCAACACCCGCCUGAUUCGGGACCACAACAAGCGCAUGGCCUUCGAGCAGACCGAACCCGAACGUCAAGCUCUCCGCUACAUGGUCCGCAACACCUCUCUUUCUGGUCGAGUCCGCGCGCAGGCCCAGCUUCAAUUGUCGCAGAUGCACGCCUACACUCGCCCCACACAGAUCAAGAACCGCUGUGUGGCAUCAGGCACUGCUCGCAGUGUUUUCCGCGAUUUCAGAAUCAACCGAUUCCAAUUCCGCAUGCAGGCUCUGGCUGGUGACUUGCCCGGCGUGAGGAAGGCCAGUUGGUAG